Suncus etruscus (white-toothed pygmy shrew) is the source of this 697-nucleotide messenger RNA. It is a transcript of the gene PHLDA3, whose product is annotated as pleckstrin homology like domain family A member 3. Gene Ontology annotation, cellular component: plasma membrane. The coding region runs from base 283 to 657 and encodes 124 amino acids. Gene Ontology annotation, biological process: intrinsic apoptotic signaling pathway in response to DNA damage by p53 class mediator; negative regulation of phosphatidylinositol 3-kinase/protein kinase B signal transduction; positive regulation of apoptotic process. Lineage: Eukaryota; Metazoa; Chordata; Mammalia; Eulipotyphla; Soricidae. The record is from RefSeq and is a predicted model, not a curated record. The transcript has a single exon. Gene Ontology annotation, molecular function: phosphatidylinositol phosphate binding.
CGAGCGGCGGAACAUGUAAGGGCACAUCCCGCGAGCGGCCGCCCUGCGCGCAGACGGACGGAGCCCGGCGCCGCGAUCGAGCGCAGCGGGCGGCGAGCGCGAGCCCUUUGGAGAGGUAGCGGGCCGGAGGCAGCGGAGUCACCGCCAGCGCUCCACGGAAGGGUCCGGCGGGGGAAUCGACCCCAACCCGGUCGGGCCGCCUAGGGCGCAGGGGAUCGAGACGGGGCUCCGUGCCACCCGCCGCAGCCUGCCGCGCACGUUCCCGGGGAGCUCGGGGCGCCCAUGACGGCGGCCACGGUCCUCAAGGAGGGUGUGCUGGAGAAGCGCAGCGGCGGGCUGCUGCAGCUCUGGAAGCGAAAGCGCUGCGUGCUCACCGAGCGCGGGCUGCAGCUCUUCGAGGCCAAGGGCACGGGCGGCCGGCCCAAGGAGCUCAGCUUCGCGCGCAUCAAGGCCGUGGAGUGCGUGGAGAGCACGGGGCGCCACAUCUACUUCACGCUGGUCACGGAGGGCGGCGGCGAGAUCGAUUUCCGCUGCCCGCUCGAGGACCCGGGCUGGAACGCGCAGAUCACCCUGGGCUUGGUCAAGUUCAAGAACCAGCAGGCCAUCCAGACUGUGCGUGCGCGGCAGAGCCUGGGCGCCGGCACGCUGGUGUCCUAAGCUGCCCUGGGCUUCCCUCUCUCGUCAGCAUGCGCAGGGC